AUGGUGAGAAAUUCAAACAAUAAUAGUUCAGGAUCAGGGAGUGGUGUGGUCACUAUCCUUGAUCCUUCUCAAGAUCCGACGAGUCAUUAUUAUGUUCAUCCAAGUGAAGGUCCUUCUAGCGUUUCUGUCACACCUCAACUUGCGGCCAAGAACUACCACUUUUGGGCCAGAAUGAUGCAACGAGCAUUGAUUGCGAAGAAUAAAUACAGAUUUGUUGAUGGAACUCUUCCAAUAUCCGCUGUUAAUUAUCCACACUAUUUUGCCUGGGAAAGAUGUAACAAUUUGGUACACUCAUGGAUCAUGAAUUCCAUCUCCUCAUUAAUAGGAGAGAGCGUUGUUUUCAUGGAAAAUGCUAUAGAUGUCUGGCUUGAUCUAAAAGAAUGA
Cajanus cajan (pigeon pea) is the source of this 384-nucleotide messenger RNA. RefSeq lists its product as uncharacterized. The record is from RefSeq and is a predicted model, not a curated record. NCBI's taxonomy places the organism in Eukaryota, Viridiplantae, Streptophyta, Magnoliopsida, Fabales, Fabaceae.